AUGUCCGUCCCCAUUCCUCGCCUAUCCGCAAGUUGCCGUCCGGCCCGUCUCGUGUUGUGUCGCGUCACAUCGUCGAGCUUGAAGCGGCGGUGUCAUCAACGUGCCAGAGUGUCUCUUCCAUCGGCACCCGUCACUCUAGAAGCCAUUGGGCGGGAGCCACAGCAGGCAUCGGAAUGGAGUCACAUCAAUCGCUGCUUCUCUGGCGGCGCGGUAUCCGUGGGCAGUACACUUCUGAAGACUGAAGCUGCCGCUCCGGCUCCGAGUCCCGGUGGCGGUUCCCGCUCCAACGGCAUCGACUGUGUCUGGCAGUCUGCCAACUUCGCGCGUGCCACCAUCGCUAGCGAGCGGACCGGGCUGAGUCAAAAUACUACCAAGACAUGCGCUAUCGUUGGUGCCUACGUGCUCUCAUUCCCAAUCUCCAAGUCCAAGAGUGACGAAUUUCAGUUCCUGGCGGCGUCCAGGGAGACGCUAUGA
This is a messenger RNA of Colletotrichum acutatum, 474 nucleotides long. RefSeq lists its product as uncharacterized. The record is from RefSeq and is a predicted model, not a curated record. Lineage: Eukaryota; Fungi; Ascomycota; Sordariomycetes; Glomerellales; Glomerellaceae. The transcript is spliced from 2 exons. The coding region runs from base 1 to 474 and encodes 157 amino acids.